CUUAAACAACGGAAACAAUCAUCCUGUGGGAUUAAACAUGAAUUUGCUGUUAAGGUAGCAGAUAAUUUUGAUAUGAAUAAAGACACUCUUCAUGAUCAAAAUAGUCUCCAUAUGCUCAAUCAAAUUAUUAUUCAAACAUCAGAGUAAACGUUUAUUGAGUUUAUUUCAUGACUUUUUUUUCUUUACUUUAGAAAUGAUGAAGUUCCUAUAAUUACCAAAGACCUUAUUAAUAGUAUGAUUGAUCAUAUAUGCACCUCAAAUUUCUUAUCACCUACAACUACUACAAUUAUAUCAUCAAAAGAAUCGAUUCAUUGUCAUUAUGGGUCUUAUCUAGAUUCUUCAUUUGAUUCAAGUUUAUUUGCGUAUUGUCUUUCUAAAUGUUAUCCAUUGCUUAAUGAAAAUGGAAUAUUAAAUUUAUCCAAAGUGAUACGUUUUCCUAUUUUGUCUGGAUUUUUUUCAACACAUUUAACAUUGGCAAUGCGAUCUUUUCAUUCAUUAACAUUUUGUACACCCAUCAAACAAAAUCCAAAUGAUAUAGCAACUACAGAAAAUUGUUUAAGUGAAACGAAAACCCUUCUACUUGAAUCAAACUACCAAAAAGAAGCUGUAUUGGUCGUAGAUGAAAAAUUAUACCACAAUUGCAUCAAGGUAAUUCGUAAUAAUCCAACUAGAGUUAAUAAUAUAUUUAUUUAUCCCGGCGACUUUCAUCUAAUGAAAACAACGAUGAUCGCCAUGUGGCAAAUACUGGAAGGGUCUGGCAUUGAAGAUAUUUUAAGUUUUAUUUAUAAAGGGGCAACGCUUAAGUCAAUAUUUAAUGUUUUCCAUUUUAACAAAUCAUUUCGUUGCUGCAAGCUUCUAUAUACAACACUAAAGAUGCUAUUAAUAGAAUCAUAUAUAACAUCCAACACAACCACAACGUCUACCUCGAAUUAUUCUUUUUUACCUUCUGCUAUUCGUUUAAUUUUUGAAAAUAUACCUCAUGAAUUUAAUGUCGAUGCAAUUAAACAAACCUGGUUCAAAAGCUUGAUAACUGCUAUUGAACAAGAAAAUUUAUUAUCAAAGAUAAUUUUGUAUAACUUUUAUCGUUAUGAUCGAAUAGAUAUCGUCUUCAAUUCUCGUCAAAGUCAAAAAGAAAAAUCUUUUAUAUCAAAUCGUACAAGUGCAACAAUAUCAUGUUCAUAUGAGGUUAAAUGUGAUGAUUUUAUUUGUUCGGAUUAUCAACAAUUGAUAAAAAAUAACCCAGCUGUUGUUGCUGCUCGUGUAAGAGAGUGUUGGUGUACUGAUGCAUAUAUUCAAACACUUCCAACUGGAAAAAUUUUGGUUAUUGCUGGGCCUGAUGAUUCAUCUGUUACAUUAAGAAAAAACCAUGCUCCAACUGAAGAUUACUUACUCGUCUCCAAUCACAUUUAUGCAUGUACAAGGUCGUUUAUUCACGCACAUGCAAUAUCUUUCGAAAAUAUAAAAUCAGUUGCAUUCCAAUCAAGUGAUGCUGAUAUCGCUUUAUUGGCAAUAUCACAUGGAUUAUAUUUGGACGUCGACAAUAUAUACGUUAAAUCUUUUAAUACAAAUGCAAAGUUUGACAUAUUUAUCAAUACUCGUGAAAUUUCUAUUAAUAUUAAAGAAAAACGCUCUGUUGAUCCAAUUAUAUUAAUUGUUAUUCAUGCUUUAUCAGGCUAUGAAGCAAUAUCAACUGCUGAACGUUUAUUAUUAGAUAGUUAUUCAUUAAAAUAUACUCCAUCAAGUCUUGACGAACAUAGAGCAAUAAUGGCAUCAACAGCAUUUAAAGAUAAUCGAUCAUCGUGUAUUGCUUUAGCUCUACCGCCCUCAUCCAAUGCCUUCUAUUUUCAUUGUCAACGAGUUGCACGACAAAGUCAAAUAUGGUUUCAAGCAUAUCAAUCUGAUAUGUCAAUACAAUCUAUUGAAAACAAUGAAGGUUAUGAAGUCAUACAAAAUGAAAUUAAAAUUAAGUGGCUAUCGAAGAAUUCAAUUCCAUUAGAUCAUCGUUUAUCAGUUUGUGGCAAAUGUUUUGGAAAUUGUAAUCGUUGUGUAUGCGGAAAAAAUAAUGUUGUUUGCACUCUUUUAUGUAAAUGUUCAGCAGAGAAAUGUAAAAAUCGAACACAUGCCUCGAGUUCGCAAAAUUGUAACCUAAGUGAAAUUCUUCUGAACGAUGUAACACGUGAUAUUAAUUUCAAUCAAAGCACCUAUGAUUUUAAUACUAUAGAUUCCAUAGACAAAGAAGAUGGAAAAGCAUCACAAAGUUCCUUCGCAUCAAAUUGUUCGUCGUAUACUGAAAAUACUGAUGAUGAUUUUCCACACUUGUAUCAGUCAUCAGAAGAAUCUUUAUCAUCAACAGCUGACUGGGAAAGUACUGAUAGUAACAGUUGCUCAAUAACAAACAUUGAUCAUAGCCAUUCGAAUCGAUUUAAUGACAAAACUAAAGAAAAAUCGGUUGCAUCUGAAAAACGAAACAACACCAUUAAUAGAUCUUUAAGCGAAUUCCAACAAAUGGGACUCUCAAGAAUAAAAAUAAUACAAUUCAAAACAAUAAAGUCGUCUAAUAUUGGUUCUGAAUCAUCAUUUAAUAUUCGUUCACCUUCAACAACACCUCUGUCACAACCGUUAACAUCAACUCCAUUAACAUUUAGAAUAAAGAAAGCUCAUAGUCAACAAGUUAUAAGAAAAGAGAAUUAUGAUUCAUUCGAGAACAAUACACCACCACCUUUAAAUUUUAACUUUGUUUUUUUUGUCAUGUCGCAAAAGCGAAAGGAGACAAAUGCUGGUGGAACAAUUACAAAUUUUGUUCCAGGGAAGAAGAAAAAAAGUAAUAAGUUUGUACUUCCGGAAGGUGAUACUAUGGAUUCAUUUGUUCGUAAAAUGAAUGGUUUGGUUAAUAAUGGUAAGUAUUCGAGAGUUUGGAGAAUUGUGUUUUUUCUUUGGUGCUUUUAA
Molecule: messenger RNA, 2946 nt
Organism: Rotaria sp. Silwood2
Lineage: Eukaryota; Metazoa; Rotifera; Eurotatoria; Philodinida; Philodinidae
Source: the annotation of a GenBank genome assembly